Messenger RNA from Eublepharis macularius, 2938 nucleotides. RefSeq names its product zinc finger DHHC-type containing 1 (gene ZDHHC1). The transcript is spliced from 12 exons. Gene Ontology annotation, biological process: peptidyl-L-cysteine S-palmitoylation; protein targeting to membrane. The record is from RefSeq and is a predicted model, not a curated record. Gene Ontology annotation, cellular component: endoplasmic reticulum; Golgi apparatus. Gene Ontology annotation, molecular function: protein-cysteine S-palmitoyltransferase activity. Bases 308 to 2035 code for a protein of 575 amino acids. NCBI's taxonomy places the organism in Eukaryota, Metazoa, Chordata, Lepidosauria, Squamata, Eublepharidae.
CUUGGAAUAAAGCUGUUAGAGAAAAGGCAAGAAGGCUUUCCUCAUUUGCACCUUUUGCUGGCAAAGGUAUGCAGACUUCCAAGUUUCACAGAGCUGGUCUUCGGGCUGAAAUGGCAAGGCUGUGUACAUAAUUUUCUCAAAAACCAGACCUGGGAACAGAAGCUUCUGAGAAAAUAGAAAAGGGCUGUGGGUCUAAUGAGAACGUUUUAAGAGCUGCAUGGUUGUCCUAAGGAGGCCUGCACUGUGAAACUGAGAAAAUCACCUUGAGGCUGGGGCAAGGGCUGUUUUCUUUUUCGGCUUGCUGUAGAUGAACAUCUGCAAUAAACCGCCUAAUAAGACAGCUCCAGAGAAGACGAGUGAUGAAGCAGCUCCUGCGGUCCAAUCCCAGCAUGCCCGGAGAAACGGCUGGAGCUGGCCUCCUCAUCCAUUCCAGUUUAUUGCCUGGCUGCUCUACCUCUUCUUUGCCCUGGUUAGCUUUGGCAUCCUUGUGCCGCUCCUGCCUGUUCAUUGGGUUCCUGCUGGGUAUAUUUGUCCAGGAGUAUUUUUUCUCUGCCAUGUAAUAGUUCACCUUACAGCAGUUUCCAUCGAUCCAGCUGAUGACAGCGUGCGUGAAAAGAAUUACCAGGGGCCCCUUGCCACCUUCAAUCGUAGCCAGCAUGCGCAUGUCAUUGAGAACCGCCACUGUCACAUCUGUGAUGUGAAUGUGAGCUCCAAAUCAAAGCAUUGCGGGACCUGCAACAAGUGUGUGUGCGGAUUCGAUCACCACUGCAUGUGGCUCAACAACUGCGUGGGAGAGAGGAACUACUGGCUAUUUCUGAACAGUGUGAUAUCGGCCAUCCUGGGCCUUCUCCUCAUCCUGAUUAUCGCUUUCUACAUCUUUGUGGAGUUUUUCCUUAACCCCAUGAGGUUGCGCACUGACCAGCACUUUGAAGGUUUAAAGAACCAGACGGACGUGUGGUUUGUGUUCCUUCCUGCUGCUCCCAUCGAGACCCAAGGUCCUGCCAUUUUGGCACUGUCUGGGAUUCUGAUCGUGCUGGGGCUGCUGACCCUGUUCUUAUUGGGCCACCUUCUGAUCUUCCACAUUUACCUCAUUUGGCACCGAAUGACUACCUAUGAAUACAUUGUGCAGCAGCGCCCACCACAGGAGAUGAAGGAGCCUGAAAAGCAGCUGGAAUCCUGCCCUCCCCAAGUGAGGCGUAUUCAGGAAAUGCAGUUUUAUGCAGGAAGUCUUGGAUAUACCAACCCUGAGAUUCAGAGGGAAGAUUCGGGAUUAACCUCAGGGAAAGACCUAUCAAAGUUUUGCACGCGCAACGACGGCUCAGACUCCAAGCUCAUCCUAUCCCCCGAACUUUCAGAGGUGCCGGUUGGAAUCCCACCACAGAAGAAGAAGAAGAAGAAGCGGAAGAAGCACAAGGGUUCCUCUUCUCUGGCAGAGGAAAGGUCCAAGGAGAUGGUUGCCCCCUGGUCUUCUCUUCCAGUUUUGCAGCAAGAACUGUCAGUCACAGCUGCUGCCUCCUCCUCCUCCUCCUCCUCCAGCCUUCGCCUCCCCAUUCCGGCUUUCCCUCCCCAAAUAGUCACACCCACCGGUGGCAGCGGUCCAGUCCAGGCUGCAGGCCCUCCAGCUGAUUACCAUUCCGAGUCGGCCGAGUCCAUGGAUGAGAUCCCUGUGGCCCAGACACGCUUGGGAAGCAGUGCCCUGAACGGCGCUUCUAAGAACCACCCGAGCAGUGCCAGGCAACUCCCGUUCCCCUCAGCUCCCUCCCAAGAGGGAGGAGAGAAGCUUCAGAACACGGGGCGCAAAGCCAAAAGGAAGAACGGUCAGCUGGCUGCGCAGCCACCGGAGGAAGAGCUGGAACUGUCUCUUAAGGUCCCGGCGGUGUUUGUGAGCACAAGCAGUGGGGAGCCACCCAUCCCCAACGCCUCCCAGCCCAGCAAACCCUCUGAACCCCCUCACAGAAAAUGCUCCAGCAAACAGCACGUGGAUGAUCAGGACUUCCACAUCUGGGACACAAGCACCAGCACAACUGCCGCGUAGGCACCCCGUAUCAUCCAAGGGAAAGGCAAGGGGGUAUGAGGUGCUCACGCUCCCAAAUAGAUUUGUGUUCCAAAGAUUUAGAAAUGAGUGAUCUAUCUUGCUUACUCCAGCUUGCAGGUCUUGGCUUUAUGGGGGUGGGUGGGUGUUCUGUCGCCUUUGUGGCUUCUGCAGCAACGUCAUGAAUGCUUUUGGAGGGCUGCUAAAUGGUAAACUGCUGCUCCAGGGCAGCUGUCUUCCCUCAGUGUGUGUAUCAGAGAGUUGGACAAAUAAGGGUUGAAUCUUGGUGCUUUAACUGUUAUCACUGGCCCUCUGCUGGACCUUUUCAGAAGCAAAGCGACACCUUUUGCUUAACCUAGUAAUUCCAACAAGGUGUCAGAAAUGGCUGCAUCACAUCCCUUGUCGGGGGAAGAAUGGGUUGGAAAGGGUGCCAGUUCUCCAGUUGAAGUGCAUCCAUUUCACCCUGUUCUAGAAACUGUUCUCAAUUUGUCUGUCUCCCUGCUUAUUUACAAGGGAAGGUACAAAGUGCAUCGUGUCUCAUGUAAGCAUUCCCUCCUCUACGACGGCUUGCAAUGCAGCUUUAUUGUUAAAAGCUGGCCUGACAGAAGAACUCCCAUCUCAGUUCUCAAAAGUCAAGGCCAGUAGCUUUCUUUGCACAUGGUAGCCUGAGGCUCCUUGUGUACUUUACAGAUUGGUGCUAAAGAAGGGCCCAAGAAGAGACACCUUGUGCUGACUCUGGAUUUAGGUUGCAAAUAAAGAGCGCUGCCUUCCGGUGUCUGCAGUGUGAGAAAGGUUAGUGAACCUUCCUCAAUGCUUUCCCAUUCUCCAUGCAACAAUAUUCUAAACCUUGACUUGCACAGGUCUUCUGAACAGCUCUGGGCACAAUAAAAAGUUUUUCUAUCCUCU